Molecule: messenger RNA, 624 nt
Organism: Carassius gibelio (silver crucian carp)
Lineage: Eukaryota; Metazoa; Chordata; Actinopteri; Cypriniformes; Cyprinidae
Product: structural maintenance of chromosomes protein 5-like
Exons: 2
Coding region: 211-540 (109 amino acids)
Source: RefSeq, a predicted model, not a curated record
AACCGCAGAACCAUUACGUCAUAACAGUCUGAGGACGACAGCGCCAGACCGACUGUUUGAGAGCGGAAGUGGGCGGGGUAGCAGCCCGAUGCCGGAAGUUCAUGUUUAGACGUGUUUGUUUAGACUAGACAGUAAAAGGUUUUUAGACAGUAAAAGAUAAACAUUAAAAGGUUUUUAGACAGUAAAAGAUAGACAAUAAAAGGUUUAACUAUGGCGGAGCACACUGUAGAACAAGGAAAAGAAGAAGAGAAAGAAGAACCACAGAUGGUCAAAGACCUCAGGACCGCAGUUGGAUGGCUGCGGGACAACUGCCACUCCUUCAGAGGUUCUGUGCAAGAGCCGUCAUAUCUGGACCUAAAGAAGGAAGACCAGGAAGAGGCCCUUCUUAAACUUGAUCGGGCGGAAAGAAAAGAUGAUCUGGAACUGGCCAAAAAGCCUUUCAUGUUUCAGUUCCAGUUUCAACAGGACAUGGAAGUUUUUCUUUUCGAAUGUCACGACGAAAGGCACCUCAGAAUAAACUCCAUGUUUAUGGAGUUUUAAUUUGUUAUUUAUUUUUCUCUUGAGAAUUAUUGAUGUAAAAUUUGUGCCUGUAUAACUUUUAUAAGAUUUAUUUUAUUUGGUUUA